AUGGAUUCUCCUCAAUACGUUUUCGGUGCCCAGGCCUUCGGGGUGGCCUGGACGAAUGAAAAUGUGGACCAGUUGAUGCAAGCUCUCAACGAUUAUGGCAUCCAUCACUUUGAUACGGCUGCCCUCUAUCCGGCAACUGCCCCAGGUGGCUCUGAGAAACUGCUGGGUGAGAAAAAACAACCCGGUGCUGUCAUCGACACCAAGGUGAUGUUCAUGCUCAGUAAUAUGCUGAGCAAGGAGAACAUGGAGAAGUCCAUCCGGGAUAGUCUGGAGCGACUGCAAAUCAGCGAGAUACACACUCUCUUCACCCAUGCCCCUGAUCGUCAGACCCCGAUUGCGGAGCAGGCUGCCAACUUUGAUCAUUUCUACCGUGCCGGUCUGUUCCAGCAGCUGGGCCUAUCCAACUACACCCCGGAAAUGGUGCGAGAGUGGCUCGACAUCGCGACGGAGAAGAACUACGUUAAGCCCUCCGUCUUCGAAGGCCAGUACAACAUCUUUUGCCGCGGCUACGAAGAAGACUUGUUCCCUCUGCUCCGCGAGCAUAACAUGACCUUUGCAGCAACCUCACCGCUGGCUGGAGGAUUCUUGACCGGCAAGCUGACCUUCUCCACGUCCCCGGCGGAUCUGGCCGGCACGCGCUUCGAGGCUGCUGAGGGCAACAUGUUGGGUGCUGUGUACCGUAUGUGGUAUGAUCAGCCCGUUUUCCAUGAGGCGAUGCGGACUCUCAAGGACCUGGCCCACCUGCACCACACCACGCCCGAGAAGUUUGCUAUGCGCUGGCUUCUCUUCCAUUCCCCUCUGCGGUCCGCAGACACGAUCGUCAUCGGGCCGAACAAUUUCUCGCAGCUCAACAGCUACCUGGAGGCUCGUCAGGCUGGCGCGCUCCCCGCGGAUGUGGCACUUGCCAUCGACAAUCUCUUCGGCCCUCUGAAGGAAGUUGCUGCUCCCAUGAUUGAGGCGGGAUGGUGGUCGCUGUAA
Penicillium alfredii is the source of this 978-nucleotide messenger RNA. RefSeq names its product aldo/keto reductase family protein. The transcript is spliced from 2 exons. NCBI's taxonomy places the organism in Eukaryota, Fungi, Ascomycota, Eurotiomycetes, Eurotiales, Aspergillaceae. Bases 1 to 978 code for a protein of 325 amino acids. The record is from RefSeq and is a predicted model, not a curated record. Gene Ontology annotation, cellular component: cytosol.